Molecule: messenger RNA, 354 nt
Organism: Akanthomyces muscarius
Lineage: Eukaryota; Fungi; Ascomycota; Sordariomycetes; Hypocreales; Cordycipitaceae
Exons: 1
Coding region: 1-354 (117 amino acids)
Source: RefSeq, a predicted model, not a curated record
AUGCUGCGGUGGCUGCUGCACACGUACCAUCACACCGACAACGAGUUGGAUAUUUGGCCGCUGGUGGAUCUUGAGGGGCUUCACGCCGCGCUGAAGACGGUGGUGUCGCCGCACGCCUCGCAGCAAGCGCAGCGCACAUAUCUAGUGCCGCUGACCGAGGUGUUUGUGCUGGCGCGGCAGGGACCGGUGCCGUUGAAGAAUCAGCUGCGUUCGAUGCUGUUUUGGAACGGGGGCGAGUCGAGCGACUCGGGCGCAGGCGCGGAAUCUGUGCCGCAGGCGUUGCGGCGGCUUUCGAGGGGAGCGUCGGCGGAGUUGCCGCGACCGCUACGUGACUUGGACGCAGUUUUGGCCUAA